Messenger RNA from Cryptococcus deneoformans JEC21, 746 nucleotides. RefSeq lists its product as hypothetical. Gene Ontology annotation, cellular component: nucleus. Bases 67 to 633 code for a protein of 188 amino acids. The record is from RefSeq and is a predicted model, not a curated record. Lineage: Eukaryota; Fungi; Basidiomycota; Tremellomycetes; Tremellales; Cryptococcaceae. Gene Ontology annotation, biological process: positive regulation of DNA-templated transcription. The transcript has 5 exons. Gene Ontology annotation, molecular function: chromatin DNA binding; transcription coactivator activity.
AUCCAUACUGACUCCUUGGCCAGCACAUAACCACUCUCCCUUUCUUCCACAACAACUAUAGCGGCUAUGUCAGUCAACACCGUACAGCUCACGAAUCGCUAUAAUCCCCAGCUCCUACAAGGGGAGAACCUUUUGACCGAAGGUAACACCGCCACCCUCACCCUCCAUAUCCCGUCCACGAUUCAAGGUCCGAAACGGACAGAAAGUGCAAAAGGGAGACUCUGGGUAACUGAUCGGCGUGUCGUAUUCGUGACGGAUAGUCUUAACGCUCCUGGGUCAAGCUCUAAUGACGGGCCUCCGGGGUACGACGCCCCUCCUACUCUCAACUCGCUCGAGAUCGGCCAUACACUCGUCCGGUCCUGCACCUACAACCUUCCCACAUUCUCCGCAAACCAUAUUCGUAUGUCCUUCUUGCCUUCUCCGUCAUCCAACUCGCUGCCUGAUCCCGGCACGGGCCAGGUCUUGGAAGCCAAGAUUAUCGUCGGGGAGGGGGCGGGACAUGCGGUGUGGAAGAUUAUUGAGGGAGAGAGAUCCAGAGCUGAGGAGAGAGGAAGGGAUGAAGAAGACUUGCCCGCGUACGACCAAGGACCUUCAGGACCUCCUCCAACAUUUGAUCCUCCUCUCAAAUCGUAACAUAUAAUCACCAAGCACACUUGAAAUAGUUUUAUACAACAUACCGUAUUCCAUGUAUAAACCCAUCAUUAUCACGCACUUCUGCGAGGAUACCACCAUGUCCCAUCUUUCUC